AACCAUUAAAUUAAAUAAUGAGUCUCCAAACCAAUUUCUUAUCUAUUUUGGUUCUCUUGGCUGCAGUUUUUGCAUCUUUGCAUCUCAUAAAUCCAAAUGAACAGUUUCUCAACAUUUUCAAAGACUUCACUAUAACACCCUUCUCAUCAUCAUCAUAUUCAUAUGCAUGUUUGCAACUACCUUAUAUAUGCAUCUUCUUCAGAGGCCAUCAUCAUAAUCAUCAUCAUAACAAGAAACACCCUGAUGAUGAUGAUAGUGGAAAUACUGGUUCCAUUUGUGAUGAUUUUCCACCAGGGAUUCCACCUCCAAGCACCAACACCACUUCUUAUCUAUGUGUUGAUCAAAAAGGUUGCUGCAAUUUCACAACAGUACAAGCAGCAGUUAAUGCAGUUCCAGAUUUAAGCCAAAAAAGAACCAUAAUUUGGAUUAACAAGGGCAUAUACUAUGAGAAAGUAAUGGUCCCAAGAACCAAAGCCAACAUAACAUUUCAAGGACAAGGUUACACUUCAACCGCAAUUGCAUGGAAUGACACGGCAAAGUCAGCAAAUGGCACAUUCUAUAGUGGUUCCGUACAAGUUUUUGCAUCCAACUUCAUUGCCAAGAACAUAAGCUUCAUGAACUUGGCACCAAUGCCAAGUCCUGGGGUUGAAGGAGCACAAGCAGUAGCAAUCAGAAUAUCAGGAGAUCAAGCUGAAUUCAAGGGUUGUGGAUUCUUUGGAGCACAAGACACCCUUCAUGAUGAUAAGGGUCGCCAUUACUUCAGGGAUUGCUAUAUCCAAGGCUCAAUUGAUUUCAUAUUUGGCGAUGGAAGGUCCUUUUACGAGAAUUGUGAAAUAGUUUCUAUAGCGAAUCCAGUGCCACAAGGAUACAGGAGCAUAAAUGGUGCAGUGACAGCUCAUGGAAGAGUAUCCAUGGAUGAUAACACAGGAUUUGUGUUUGUGAACAGCACAAUAGGAGGGAGUGGGAGAAUAUGGUUAGGAAGGGCAUGGAGACCAUACUCACGUGUUGUUUUUGUGUCAACAACAAUGUCAGAUAUCAUUGCCCCUGAAGGUUGGAACGAUUUCAAUGACCCUUCAAGGGAUCAGACCAUAUUCUAUGGAGAGUACAAUUGCUCUGGUCCCGGAGCUAGCAUGGCAAUGAGGGCACCAUAUGUGCAGAGAUUAAACGAUACACAAGCUCUUCCAUUCCUCAACAUAACUUUUAUUGAUGGUGACCAAUGGUUGGAAAAUUACACACAAUUAAUAACCUAAUUACCUACUCUCAUCUUCCCAUUAUUAUUACUUUUUUUUUGUCAUUCAUUCAUACCAUGUCAAUAUAAUAAGAACCCAAUUUGCUUAAACAACCCAUUCAUUUGCUUAUUAUAUCAUCAUAUGUAUAA
This is a messenger RNA of Arachis duranensis, 1378 nucleotides long. RefSeq names its product probable pectinesterase 8. Gene Ontology annotation, biological process: cell wall modification. The transcript is spliced from 5 exons. Lineage: Eukaryota; Viridiplantae; Streptophyta; Magnoliopsida; Fabales; Fabaceae. The record is from RefSeq and is a predicted model, not a curated record. Gene Ontology annotation, molecular function: pectinesterase activity. Bases 18 to 1250 code for a protein of 410 amino acids.